GCAGGACAAGCCACCGCCUUCCCGAGUGGGAGCUGCCCCAGCUGGAGACGGUGGCCUGCCGGGACCUGACGUCCCGCAGUGCAUCCUGGGAUGCCUGAUGUCUGGGGAGGCUAUUGGUCUCGCUCUGCGGAUCGGCAGGAGGAACAGCCAAUCAGGGGGCAGCAUGAGGAACGGGCGGAAGCGGAAAUGAGGUUUCCGUGGAGACAGCCGACCCUGCGGAAGACGGCGGCGGCACCUGCGAGCGGAGGCCGGGGCAGGAAUGGUGGCGCGGACUGCCCUGUGAGAGCAAAGCGGCCGCGGGGUCCGCCAUGUGCCGGCGGCCCUGACAUGGGCACCAGCGGCUCCAAAGCUCGAGGGCUGUGGCCCUUCGCCUCGGCGGCGGGGGGCGGCGGCCCGGAGGCGGUGGCCGCGGAGCAGGCUUUGGUGCGUCCGCGAGGCCGAGUCGUGCCCCCCUUCGUAUUCACGCGCCGAGGCUCCAUGUUCUACGACGAGGAUGGAGAUCUCGCUCACGAGUUCUACGAGGAGACGAUCGUCACCAAGAACGGGCAGAAGCGCGCCAAGCUGAGGCGGGUGCAUAAGAACCUGAUUCCUCAGGGCACCGUGAAGCUGGACACCCCCCGCAUCCACGUGGACUUCCCUGUGAUCCUCUACGAGGUGUGAGCCUGGGGGUUCAGGCCUAAGCACCUCCUGCCUCAGCAAGAAACCCUCAGGCUCAAGGCGUGGCUUCCACCGAGGAGCUAGGCUGAAGCCACUAUCCCGAUUAAACUCCACGGCCUGGCCGCCGCCGCCGUGAGCCGGGCAGUCCCGCA
This is a messenger RNA of Eptesicus fuscus (big brown bat), 809 nucleotides long. RefSeq names its product tumor suppressor 2, mitochondrial calcium regulator (gene TUSC2). NCBI's taxonomy places the organism in Eukaryota, Metazoa, Chordata, Mammalia, Chiroptera, Vespertilionidae. Gene Ontology annotation, cellular component: mitochondrion. The record is from RefSeq and is a predicted model, not a curated record. The transcript has 3 exons. Gene Ontology annotation, biological process: inflammatory response; regulation of mitochondrial membrane potential. Bases 91 to 660 code for a protein of 189 amino acids.